Molecule: messenger RNA, 1765 nt
Organism: Solanum tuberosum (potato)
Lineage: Eukaryota; Viridiplantae; Streptophyta; Magnoliopsida; Solanales; Solanaceae
Product: serpin-ZX
Exons: 2
Coding region: 145-1317 (390 amino acids)
Molecular function (GO): serine-type endopeptidase inhibitor activity
Source: RefSeq, a predicted model, not a curated record
GAUUACGUGGUACAAAUUCCAUACUUCUAUGCUAAGUAUUGACUUUUAAUUCUAUUUCAACUUCAAAACGUGUCACUACUGUACCAUUUCUUUUUUGUUGACUCUUAAAAUUCUACACACACAAACUCAAAAAUUUCCAUAGCAAUGGACCUUCAAGAAUCAAUCAGCAACCAAACAGGCGUAUCCUUAACACUAGCCAAGCAUGUUUUCUCCACUGAGGUUAAAGGGGACACCAACAUGGUCUUCUCCCCUUUGUCGAUCCAUGUAGUGUUGGGUCUCAUAGCAGCGGGUUCAAAUGGCCCGACCCGUGACCAGUUGCUCAGUUUCCUCAAAUCGAAGUCUACUGACGAACUAAACUCUCUUUCUUCUCAGAUUGUUGAGGUUGUCUUUGCUGAUGGUAGCCCUAGUGGUGGGCCUCGACUUUCGGUUGCUAAUAGCGUCUGGGUUGAACAGACUUUCCCUCUGAAGCAUUCUUUCAAACAGAUUGUGGACAAUGUUUAUAAGGCUACUUCUUCUUCUGUUGAUUUUCAGAAAAAGGCUGUUGAGGUUGCCAGUCAAGUGAAUCAAUGGGCUGAAAAGGAAACAAGUGGGCUUAUCAAAGAAAUACUUCCAGGUGACUCAGUUGACAGUUCAACUAGACUUGUGUUUGCAAAUGCAUUGUACUUUAAAGGAGCCUGGGAUGAAAAGUUUGAUGCAUCAGUGACCAAGGAAAGUGAGUUCCACCUUCUGAAUGGGACAUGUAUUCAGGUGCCCUUCAUGACUAGCCAGAAGAAGCAAUAUGUAAAAGCUUUUGAUGGUUUCAAGGUAUUGAGCCUUCCGUAUAAACAAGGUGAGGAUAAGCGUCGUUUCUCCAUGUACUUCUUUCUGCCUGAUGCCAAUGAUGGACUGCCAGCUUUGGUAGACAAGGUCAGUUCCGAAUCCCAAUUCUUGGAGCGACACCUUCCAUAUCAAAAGGUUGGAGUCGGUGAAUUCCGUAUCCCCAAAUUUAAAAUAUCAUUUGGAUUUGAAGCUUCUAACGUUCUGAAAGGGCUUGGCCUGGUAUUGCCUUUCUCUGGUGAUGGCCUCACUGAGAUGGUAGACUCCCCUGUUGGCAGUAACCUUUAUGUUUCUAGCAUCUUUCACAAGUCCUUUAUUGAGGUAAAUGAAGAGGGAACAGAAGCUGCAGCUGCAACUGCUGGUGUUGUUAAACUAAGAGGAUUGAUGAUGGAAGAGAAAGUAGACUUCAUUGCUGAUCAUCCAUAUCUUUUCUUGAUUAGAGAAGAUGCAACAGGCGUGGUACUGUUUGUUGGUAGUGUGCUUAAUCCCCUCGCAGAGUAAGUCAUAUUCCACUAUAUGGAGGUUGAUAUAUGUUGUUUGUAUCUUCUUUGUAUCCCUCGGACUACUUGUGUGCUUAAUCCCCUCGCAGAGUAAGUCAUAUUCCACUAUAUGGAGGUUGAUAUAUGUUGUUUGUAUCUUCUUUGUAUCCCUCGGACUACUUGUGUGCUUAAUCCCCUCGCAGAGUAAGUCAUAUUCCACUAUAUGGAGGUUGAUAUAUGUUGUUUGUAUCUUCUUUGUAUCCCUCGGACUACUUUAGUACCCAGAGUUAGCUCAAACGGUCUUCCUCCCCUUGUAUCUUACCAAUACUCUGAGUAAAAUUUGCCAACUGCUCUUUGUACGUUUGAAGCUCAGUUUGACUUGUAAUGCUCUACAGUGUACUAUGAAAUAAUUGACAUCAAAGGUCUGUGCAAUACCUCAAUUUAGAUGUAUAAUAUUUAUUUCAAAAUGA